Messenger RNA from Cajanus cajan (pigeon pea), 1002 nucleotides. The record is from RefSeq and is a predicted model, not a curated record. NCBI's taxonomy places the organism in Eukaryota, Viridiplantae, Streptophyta, Magnoliopsida, Fabales, Fabaceae.
CGCCGCUACGCCCUCGGCCAGACCGUCCACGCCCAUGUCCCCCGCCUCGGCUUCGCACGCCACGCCUCCGUCCGCGUCGCCGCCGUCGGGCUCUACGCGAGUUGCGGGAGAAUGAACGACGCCGCCAAGGUGUUCGACGAAAUCCGUCACAGGGACGUCGUCGUUUGGAACUUGAUGAUUCAAGGGUUCUGCAAGACGGGUGAGUUGGAAACGGGUUUUAAGCUUUUCCGGGAAAUGAAGGAACGGAGCGUGGUCUCGUGGAACCUCAUGAUGUCUUGUUUAGCGCGGGGUGAGAAAGAGGAGAAGGUUCUUGAGCUUUUUCGAGAAAUGUUGGAGGAGGGUUUUGAGCCUGAUGAGGCUUCCUUGGUUACUGUGUUACCUUGUUGUGCUCGCUUGGGAGCUGUGGAUGUUGGUGAGUGGAUCCAUUCCUAUGCAAACAAACAGGGGUUUCUACGAGACGCUGUUAACGUGGGGAACUCGCUCGUGGAUUUUUAUUGUAAAGGUGGUAACUUGCAAGCUGCAUGGGGCAUUUUCAAUAACAUGGCUAGUAAAAAUGUUGUUUCUUGGAACGCUAUGGUAUCGGGUUUGGCUUAUAACGGGGAAGGGGAAGUUGGGGUUGAGUUGUUUGAGGAGAUGGUGCGAGGAGGAGUUGCUCCUAAUGAUUCCACUUUUGUGGGGGUUUUGGCGUGUUGUGCUCAUGCUGGUUUGGUUGAUAGAGGGCGUGAGAUUUUUGCUGCUAUGAGUGUCAAGUUUGGGGUUUUGCCUAAACUGGAGCAUUAUGGAUGUGUUGUUGACUUGCUUGGGGGGUGGGGGCACGUGAGGGAGGCACGUGACUUGAUCGGAAGCAUGCCCGUGGGGCCACAUGCUGCCUUGUGGGAUGAUCAAUUAGCCCCUGGUGAAGAAUCAAAUACACUCCAAAGGCAUUAUUAUCGUUGUUGGUCUCUGGGAAAUCUUGAUGGCCAGGAACAACAUGGUGAUGAAAGGAAAGAGCAUAACAGCUAG